CGGGGCCGGGGCCGGGCGGCAAGCAGCGCCGCGGCGACAGCAGCCGGGGAAACGGAGAGAAGGGAGAAGGGCGACGAGGGACAGGCCGAGCCGGAGAGCCCAGAGCAGCGCCGCACGAACCCCAGCUCGACCUUCAGAGACCAGGGUGACCCGGUACUCAUUAAUGAGUGAAGGAUCUAAAGGUGGAACGGUGGCCAAGAAGCAAUGGAGAAUAAAAGUUUAGAAGGUUCCCCAUCAGACCUAAAGUUAGUGGCUCAUCCGAGAGCAAAGAGUAAAGUAUGGAAGUACUUUGGGUUUGAUACCAAUGCAGAAGGAUGCAUAUUACAGUGGAAGAAAAUCUACUGCCGUAUUUGCAUGGCACAGAUCGCCUAUUCGGGAAACACUUCCAACCUUUCAUACCACCUUGAGAAAAAUCACCCCGAUGAAUUCUGCGAGUUUGUGAAAAGUAACACUGAGCAGAUGAGGGAAGCCUUUGCUACAGCCUUUUCAAAAAUCAAGCCAGAAUCAUCACAGCAAGUUGUUCAAGAUAAUCUCAUUAUGAAGACUUACCAAAAUUAUGAAAACAAAAAGCAUCAAGAACUGACAACUGCGGUCAUCAGCUUAAUCUGUGAGGGCAUGUAUCCUGCCUCUAUUGUUGAUGAACCCACAUUCAAGGCCCUCUUGAGAACAGCUGAUCCCAGGUAUGAACUUCCAAGCCGGAAGUAUUUCUGUACAAAAGCUAUUCCUGAAAAAUACAAUGCUAUUAGAGAAAUUGUAUUAAAAGAGCUCACUGAAGUUCUGUGGUGUGGCAUAUCCACAGACAUGUGGAGGAGUGAAAACCAGAACAGGUCGUAUGUAACAGUCGCGGUUCAUUUUCUCAGCAGUAGUUCUUCUAACUGCCUGGCUGUUAACUCACGGUGUUUAAAAACGUUUGAAGUACCAGAGGAUAAUACUGCAGAGACUAUUACACGAGUUCUUUAUGAAACCUUCAUUGAAUGGGGUAUCAAUACAAAAGUCUUUGGUGCUACAACAGAUUAUGGUAAAGACAUUGUGAAAGCUUGCUCUCUCCUAGAUAUUCCAGUGCAGAUGCCUUGUUUGGGGCACACUUUUAAUGCAGGAAUACAACAAGCUUUUCAGCUCCCCAAACUGUGCAGCCUUCUUGCCAGGUGCCGAAAACUGGUGGAGUAUUUUCAGCAGUCUACAGUAGCAAUGUAUAUGCUGAGCGAGAAGCAGAAGCAGCAAAAUAUUCUCCACUGUAUGCUUGUAAGCGAUCGUGUUGCCUGGUGGGGAAGCACGCUUGCUAUGUUGCAGCGUCUUAAGGAGCAGCAGUUUGUCAUUGCAGCGGUUCUUGUGGAGGACAGCAAUAACCACCACCUCAUGCUGGAAGCCUGUGAGUGGAAUACAAUCGAAGGCCUGGUGGAGCUGUUGCAACCUUUCAAGCAGGUUGCAGAGAUGCUGUCUGCCUCCAAGUAUCCAACGAUAAGUAUGGUGAAGCCGCUUCUUCACAUGCUUCUCAACACUACCUUGAACAUCAAAGAGAAUGAUUUGAAAGAGAUCAGCAUGGCAAAGGAGGUAAUAGCGAAAGAGCUGUCCACCACCUACCAGCACACCCCUGAAAUAGACAUGUUUCUCAAUGUUGCAACUUUCCUGGAUCCUCGGUACAAAAAACUACCUUUUCUUUCAGCAUUUGAGCGACAGCAGGUUGAAAACAGAGUAGUGGAAGAAGCAAAAAGCCUUUUGGAGAAAGUAAAAGAAAACACCUUUAGAACUGAAGAAAAGUUCUUUGCAGUUUCAGAAGAGCCCCCUGUGAAAAAAAUAAUAAUCUCCUCAACUCCUCCUCCUACUAGUGUAAUCAACAACAUGCUUGCAGAGAUCUUUUGUCAGACGGGAGGUGUAGAAGACCAGGAGGAAUGGCAUGCUCAGAUUGUUGAGGAAUUGAGUAACUUUAAGUCACAAAAGGUUCUUGGUUUGAAUGAAGAUCCACUAAAGUGGUGGUCUGAUAGAUUAGCACUGUUUCCGGUUUUACCAAAGGUUCUUCAGAAAUACUGGUGUAUUCUGGCCACAAGGGUCUUUCCCGAACGCCUUUUUGGUUCUUCUGCUAAUGUUGUAAGUGCUAAGAGAAACCGGUUAGCCCCAGCUCAUGUGGAUGAGCAGAUCUUUUUGUAUGAAAACACUCGGAAUGGGUCUGAGGCAGAACCAGAAGAUGAAGAUGAAGGGGAGUGGGGUUUGGAACAGGAACAGAUAUUUAAUUUAAAUGACUCAGUAAAUGUAAACAACAAUUUCUUUAACAUCCGUGACAGUGGGUUUGUUUAGCAGGACUAUCGCGGUACAUUUAAUAACAAAAAAAAAAAGAUAUUUGUCUUAAGUUACCAAAAAUACUUCUGUUUGAUGCUAUGGAUGCUGUAAAUAUUGAACAGUUGUAACAAACUUGAUUUAGCUUCCAUUGUCUAUGUUUUUCCCACUGUCUUAAAACAUGAAUGACUUGUGAUUAAACAGCACUGAAAUGAAUGAGGAAAUAAAUUCUACAAAGACCGUGAUUUCUGACUGUGGCCCAGAUUUCAGAAAGCACUUAUCCAUGUGCUUCAUUUCCACUUACUUCAAUGGGACAUAAACACGUGCUUAUGUGCUUUCUAUAAUAAAAAUAUUUUCCUGAAUUAAGACCCUAAGUAAGGGAGUUUUUAAUAUUCAUGCCUUCACAUUUAAAUCCUGUGUGGCUUAGGAUGUUAGCUUUAAAUUUUGGACUUUAAGACAUUAUUUUUAAAAUCCAUAGAUCAGAGCAGCAAAGAUUUUUAGAGUGUAUCAAUGCUAUAGAAUAGAUAAAAAGAUAUUGAACCUAAUUUUCUUUUUCACUACCUCAUAUCUUAGGCCUGGUCUGUGCUAGAAAAAAUCAACUGGUGUAACUGUAAUUUAGGGGAGUGACAUAUUAUCAUUUUAACUGAUACUGUUAUGCUGGCAUAUGCUGUAAUGUGGAUGCACUUAUACUGAGAUAAUUUAUUUUCUUUCCAGCAUGGUGUAAAUGGUAUGAACAUUUUAAAACUGGUAUUACUGCAUCCACAUCAGUCAGAUUUUACCAUUUAACUACCAACUAAGUGGCAAAGCCUUUUUUUGUGUAGGCAAGCCCUGGUCGUAGUCUCUUAUGCUUUUACAAAGUGAUUAUGAAGUACACUGGAUCAAGGCAGUGCUGUGUUACAUUCAGUUUGUACAAGUGUUACAGAUAAUUCCAUGAGGUGGAAGGCAGCAAAGAAAUCAGGCCCCUUAAGAAUGGAAGAAUAGAAAGAAGGCUUGGAAAACUUGUAAGAGCCAAGGCUCUAUUAAUGUGUAUAUUUUAUAAAGUAUUUACCUUUUAAUUUAAAUGGGGACUUUGCCCAGGGUAGCUAGGAAAUUUUGUUAGCAAGAAAAGUAAGAUAAAUAGCUUUAAUAUUAUGUAAAUAUAUUUAAAUGAGGGAGCCCCUCUAUUUCCCUACAUGUAUUUAGUGACUCUUUAAAUUUGUUUCUUAUUAUAUUAGCACUUAAACUUCUUUUCUCCUGUCUCUCUUUGGAUUCAGUUUGUAGAGUGGACUUUAGUCUGAUCCAGUCAAAUGUUAGAGUACUGUUUCCAAUUAGUUGUUACUUACUGUAGUUGCUCCCUUUGUUUCUGUAUGCUUAAAUGUUUUAAGCUGUUUUGAGAACUUAGAAAAAUAAAAUAAUAAAACAAACCUCUUACGAAGUACGGCAGGUUGUGAACAAGAUUAUAGUUCACGCUUGGCACAGAGUGGGAUAACAGCCAGCAUUUUUAUAUGAGGUAUGGAGAGGGACUUCUCACAUUGUCCAGUUAUGGUCAAGGUUUUAUUGUGAUUUAAUAUUUGUUAUUUGUGUCUACUCCCCUCAAAAAUCUCCUAUCUUGGGCUGUUUGGAGAGGGUAGUUCUCCUUGAAUUAAAUGCCAGCAUUUCCUGUUUAUAAAGGCCUACAAAAAUGUAAAUGAGAAAACUUUUGAAAUUCUAUGCCUUGUUGCAAAGAACUGACUUAAAUUUACUCUCCUAUGGCAGUCUCAGUUAUUUUUUUUUUUUUGUUAAACACCAAGUCUUAGGUGUCCUGGUAAUGGCUGGCAGCAUGGAAGCCUAAGAGUGAUUCUGCAGAUUCACAUUAAGUAUCUAUGAUUAUGUUAAGCACAACACUUUCGGAGAGAGAUCUAUUGGAGACUGGUCAUUAUUAUUUUAUGAGAGAAAAUUUAAAGUUUAUCAUCAUCUGGUCUCCUCAGAUGUUUGGUUAUAGAAAGGGCUUAGCCAGAAGGAAACUUCAAAAAUAAGAAUUAUAAUGGAAUUUAAUAUAUUACCAAACUACUUGUUUGUACUUUGCUUUAAUAGUUAUUACAAGUUUGAAGCCUCUUUAUUUUCUUUUGACAGUGCAUGUGGGAAGGAGAGGAGGGAGAGAAGGAUGAAUUUUAAAAUAAAGGAGCAAUGAAGUAAAUAGUAGUGAACUACCUGGCAAGUUUAAGCCCCGGAAAAAUGAAUUUUAACAGCUGAUGUGACACAGAUUUGGCUGUCAGUAAGCUUAAAUUUUCAUUGUCUAGCGCUCUGAAAAUUCAUUUGCAUUUGUAUAAAGUACCUACAUAGUGCGUCAUUUUGAAUGUUACUACUCUGUGUGCGCACUGAAGAGGUGUCUGUGAUUACCCACGAUGCAGAACAGAGGCCGGGCCUGAACAACAGAGGGAAGCGUAGGCUGUCUGUGAGGGUAGCACAGUCAAGCAAGGGGAGAGAGCAAGACAUAGCAGGUGCCUUUUUAUGCUAUGUGACUUCCUGUUACACCCCUUUUUGUUUUGUAUGUCCAUUGAAUGCCAGCUGGUGUCAGUUGUGUCUGUUUUCACCACCGCUGCCUGCUACUGCUGAUGUUGGCCUUCAAGGAGCUGCACAAGUGCUAGGACAAGACAUACGGAUCUUCUCUUACACUAGUGUAACUUAAAAUUGAAAUCAAGGUAGAGAAUACCAGAUUCAGCAGAGUGUCAAUCUCCCAAUCUGAAUUCAGCUCACCUAUAUUGACAGCAUCCAAGUCCUGUUUCCAUCUGCAUCUUCUUAGGGCUAGAAGUACACAGUUCAGCUUAUGGCUUGCCCCUUAAGCAGUUUUACUGAGACCAGGGCAGUGCACUAUUCUUUUCCUUCUGGCUUCUUUUUACUUUUUGGUAUCCAAAAUAAAACUGUAGUUGGUUCAAUUGAUAUGUCUCAGCAUUCUUUUAAAAAAAGAAAAAAGAACAAAGCCAUUGUUAGUCCUACCCAUUGUCUGUGAGAUUUUUAUUUAAUGUUCUAAGCUUGGAAUAUUGUUAAAUAAAACAGAAAAAUAAGUUAGUUACUAGAUUAUUUGUCUGAUGUGUGUUCAUAUCUACAGCACUUUAUGACUUUGAACUCUUCUGCAACAAGGGGAGGUUAUAUUCUAAGGUUUUGAAGCUAUGCAUUUAUUUUCCUUUUGAUGCUGUAAGUUAUUUAAAAAAAUAU
Rhea pennata is the source of this 5445-nucleotide messenger RNA. RefSeq names its product zinc finger BED-type containing 1 (gene ZBED1). The transcript has 2 exons. The record is from RefSeq and is a predicted model, not a curated record. Lineage: Eukaryota; Metazoa; Chordata; Aves; Rheiformes; Rheidae. The coding region runs from base 205 to 2292 and encodes 695 amino acids. Gene Ontology annotation, molecular function: DNA binding; protein dimerization activity. Gene Ontology annotation, biological process: regulation of transcription by RNA polymerase II. Gene Ontology annotation, cellular component: nucleus.